AGCACAUUUUUUCCAACAGCAAAACACGUGUUCUCACUGAAGUGAAAGCAGAGCAGCUGAUGGAAUAAACAAUUCAGUUUGUUCUUGGAUAUAUUACUAAAGCGAUAGACUAUAAUUUUGUACAAAGGAAUCCCUAAAAAUGUCGUCACCAGUGUGUAGUUGUGCUGAACAUGUCACAAAACUGACACAGCAAGCGUCAAUAAUGAGAAGAGAGAUUAAAAAUCUCAGACAGCAGAUGGAUGGAUCCAUACGAGCACAUAGGAAGCAGAUGUCAACUCUUCAGUCCAUAUUGACAGGCUACCGGAAACACGAUGACAGAUCUCAACCAAAGAACAAAAGCCCAUCUCAGAACCCCAGUGGAAUGAAUCAGUUAUUAGAGCAAGGGCGAAUUCAGACGGUACCGAUCGGAUAUAUUAGUUCAUGUUUUGCAGUGAAAAAUGGAACUCCACGACAGCCUACUGUAUGCAGUUCUUCACGGGCCAGAUUGAAGAUUGAGCCAUCAGUCUUCAAUAAUCCUGAACAUUCCUUAGUUGGACUGGAACAAUACUCGCAUAUCUGGAUAAUUUUCCUCUUCCAUAAGAAUGGGCAAAUGAGCUGCAAAGCCAAAGUUAAGCCGCCUCGUCUGAAUGGUGAAAAGGUGGGGGUGUACUCAACCCGUAGCCCCCACAGGCCCAACGCUUUGGGACUGACAUUGGCUAAGCUUGAAGGAAUUACAGGGGAUACACUUCACUUAUCAGGGGUUGAUGUUAUUGCUGGAACUCCCGUCCUGGACAUCAAGCCAUAUAUUCCAGACUAUGAUUCUCCUAAGACAAGGAUAGAGGAUAUCAGUGAAUAUAGACAAACACCAUCAUACACUGACCCUCAGAUGACACAAUUGAGGGAUCUAGAUGAAGAAUUAGACACCUCAGAGAUGUCAUCUGAACUUUCCUCAGAGGUCAGAGUUUGUCCAGGUUCUACUUCAGAUUUCUCUCAGUCAGAGCAGCCUGGAUCCAGCGGUGAAACUGAUGUGCUAGCAGAGGUUAAAAACUAUCUCAAACAACAGCAUGUUUUCGCUGAAUAUCCAACCGAGGACAAAAACACAGAUACUUCAGAAGGGACUUCAGACAAUACAAUGUUUUUAACUUCAUCUAGUCUUAAAUUUGGAUGUGACGACUACAGUGCAAUCGCUGCUUGGGUCAGAUCACCUCCUAUCAGCAAACUUGAUGUGCGAUUUACUGUGAAUGCUGAGAAAGAGCUCAAAGAGUUUGUUCCCAGCGACAGUACUGAUGGCACAAGACCAAGGUUCCAGUUCUUAAAAGGAACAGAUGAAGCAGUGGCAGCCAUCAUUGGCAUUUUGUCAGCUGACCCCAGAUCAGUGUAUCGUCGCACACGUUGUCAAGACCGCCUGUUUUUCUUCACCUUAGACACAGCAGACAUCACCUGCUGGUUUGGAGAUGGUUUUGCUGAAGUUGUUAGAGUCAAACCAGUGCAGAGCUCAGAACCCACAAACGCUGUGUGAGGUUUGUUCAAUUCUUGAUUAAAAUGAGCAAAAAAGUAUAUGAUUUACUCACGCGUUUACUUACGCCAUUUCAAACCUAUGACUUUCAUUUGUUAAUAAAAAAAUGAACA
This is a messenger RNA of Danio rerio (zebrafish), 1608 nucleotides long. RefSeq names its product tRNA methyltransferase O (gene trmo). NCBI's taxonomy places the organism in Eukaryota, Metazoa, Chordata, Actinopteri, Cypriniformes, Danionidae. The record is from RefSeq and is marked validated.